AUGGAAAGUUAUAAAGGAUUAAAUUUUGUUGAAAACAAUUUAGGUAAUAAGAUAUAUUCUGAAAAAGAAAAUUGCAAAAUAAAAUUGAAUAGAAAAGAAGAUGAGGAUUUUACUUAUUCAACUUAUGAGCAUGUAGAAACAGAAAUCGAAAAAUGUGCUGAUGGGAAUAUUGUUUGUAAUAAAAAUAAAAGGAUAUAUGAAAUUAUGGUAGAGAAAAUAAAAAAAGAAAAAAAACUAGGAGUAUUAAUUGUAGGAAUUGGUGGAAAUAACUCCACGACAUUACUAGGUGGUAUUUGUGCUAAUUCAAAAAAUUUAACAUAUAUAAAUAAAUGUGAUUUAAAAAAAGCAAACUAUUUAGGAAGCGUUUUUUUAUCAUCUAAUAUUAGAUUAGGUUAUGAUAAAAAGGAAAGAGAACAUGUAUAUUGUCCAAUUCGUAAAUUAAUAGAAUUAUAUGAUCCUAAAAAUAUAGUGUAUGGUGGUUGGGAUAUAAACAAUUUAAAUUUAAAAGAUUGUCUAAUUAGAAAUAAAGUUUUUGAAAAUGACUUAAUUGAAAAAAUAAAAAAUGACUUAGAUUAUAUUCCUUUAAAAAGUGUUUACUUUAAAGGUAAUUUCAUAUCUAGUAAUCAACAAAGUAGAGUAAAUAAUAUAUUAAUUGGAAAUAAUAAGCUGGAUAUAUUAGAAAAAGUUCGAGAUCAAAUAAGAAAUUUUCAAAAAGAUAACAAUUUAGAUGAUUUAAUAGUACUAUGGUCAGGCAAUACAGAAAAAAAUAUUCCAAAUAUUGAAGGAGUAAAUGACACAAUAGAAAAUAUUUUAUAUGCAUGUAAAAAUAAUCAUCCAUCUAUUUCUCCAAGUAUCAUAUAUGCCUUAGCUUCAGUUUUAGAAAAUAUCCCUUUUAUUAAUAGUAGUCCUCAAAAUACCUUUGUAAAUGCAAUAGUUCAAUUAGCAAAACAAAAAAGAGUUUUUAUUAUUGGAAAUGAUUUAAAAACAGGUCAAACUAAAAUUAAAAAUUUUCUUCUAGAUUUUUAUUUUAGUACAGGUCUAAAACCAAAAAGUAUAGUUUCCUAUAAUCAUCUAGGAAAUAAUGAUGGAAAAAAUUUAUCAUCUAGCCUUCAAUUUUAUAGUAAGAAAAUUUCAAAGAGUAAUCUAAUAUGUGAUUAUGUGAAAGCAAAUGAACAAUUAUAUGAUGAUGAAAUAACUGAUCCUGUUUUUAAACAAAACAAGGAAUGUAGUCAUGUAGAUAGUUUGAAUGAGGCAUGCAAUCAAAAUUUAGAAAAUGAGAAUGAAGUUUUCGACGGGGAAUAUAUUGAAAAACAAAAAGUAAAUAGUGAAAUUGUUAUUAAAUAUGUUCCUUAUGUUGGUGAUGAUAAAAAAGCAAUAGAUGAAUAUAUCAGUGAAAUUUUUAUGAAUGGAAAAAAUACAAUUGUUUUAUAUAAUAUCUGUCAGGAUUCACUUUUAGCUUCUCCUAUAUUAAUAGAUUUAAUUCUUUUAGUAGAACUCUCACAAAGAGUUUAUUUUAAAUGUAAUGAAGAAAAAGAAGUUGGAGAAGAAAUAAAUGCUAGUAUAAAAAUAGAUGAUUAUCAAUUGUCCCAUAAAAUAUUAAAACCAAAAUAUAUUAACUAUAAACAAAUGGAUAGCGUGUUGUUUUUGUCUAGUAUAUUUUGUAAAUCUCCAUUUAAUUCAGAUACAUAUAAAACAAGACAUUCAUUUUUUUCUCAAUUAGAAAGUUUAAGUAAUUUUAUUAGAAUUAUUUCUGGUUUACCAAUAGACGCACAAAUAGAUUUGCCAUAUAUGGUAUAA
This is a messenger RNA of Plasmodium relictum, 1797 nucleotides long. It is a transcript of the gene INO1, whose product is annotated as inositol-3-phosphate synthase, putative. Bases 1 to 1797 code for a protein of 598 amino acids. The record is from RefSeq and is a predicted model, not a curated record. Gene Ontology annotation, cellular component: cytoplasm. The transcript has 2 exons. Gene Ontology annotation, biological process: inositol biosynthetic process; phospholipid biosynthetic process. Gene Ontology annotation, molecular function: inositol-3-phosphate synthase activity. NCBI's taxonomy places the organism in Eukaryota, Apicomplexa, Aconoidasida, Haemosporida, Plasmodiidae.